Lampris incognitus (smalleye Pacific opah) is the source of this 3456-nucleotide messenger RNA. RefSeq names its product exostosin-1c. The coding region runs from base 614 to 2836 and encodes 740 amino acids. Gene Ontology annotation, cellular component: membrane. The record is from RefSeq and is a predicted model, not a curated record. Gene Ontology annotation, molecular function: glycosyltransferase activity. NCBI's taxonomy places the organism in Eukaryota, Metazoa, Chordata, Actinopteri, Lampriformes, Lampridae. The transcript is spliced from 12 exons.
GUGACGGAGAUGUUUGGGAUCUUGAAAAUGGACAAUUUAACACGCACGUCCGUAUUUCGGCGGCCAACAUGUGUGUGUACGCUGAAUUAAUUCGCAAAUGCCCGGCCGAGGAGUGAAAAGGAAAGAGGGGAAGACCGCGGCGCGCCACUUACAGGUAAGGAGGGGCCCUGCAGACAGCAGCUGUGCCAGGCGCCAUGAGUCGGCGAGCUGGGCCUGUGAGAGAGGAGAAAUCACCCAUCAUCAUUCUCAGCCAGCCCGGGCAACGCAACAGACGCACACAGCAGGGCUAAGAGCAGCCGGCAGCGGGCUAACACACGUAUCGGGAGAGAACAGAUGGGGAAGACGGCGAGAGAGUGAGAUUGUGCAUUCAGAAUCUCGGGUUGCUUCGUCCUCCAUGGCCAACUGGACCGGGCCACGCUCAGAGGCAGCCAUGCCCAUGUUAACACACCGUCCUCUGUCGGGUCCCCCUUGUUAGACGUCACAAAUCAAUCUCCGGCCCCUGUGAGGCUAGAGAGCUGAGGGGCAGUGGAGGACAGAAGUGUAACAGAGAGAGAAAGAGUAAGAGAUAGAGCGAUAGAGGGGAGGGAAGAGAGAGAGACUGUGACAGGCCCCCAUGCAGGCGCGUAAGAAGUAUGUUCUGCUGGGCUUGUGUGCAUGCUGCUGGCUGCUCCUCGUUUACUGGGGCGGGGGAGUCCAGGUGCGUCUGCUCCGGUUGCUAACCCGCCACCGGGGUGAGGUGGUACGACCCUGGCCCAACUGGACUGACAGGGCCUUCCUGCCACGCUAUGCCCACCUGGAUGAGCUGCAGAUGGACCCUGGCAUGGCCGAGUCACCCCACCAGCGCCGGCAGGCCUGGUCAGGCAUCUAUAAAGACAGCCAUUGCCGCAUGGAGACCUGUUUCGAUUUUUCCCGGUGCCGCCGGAGGGGAAGGGAUGGGUUCAGGGUGUACGUGUACCCCACGGAGAAAAAUGAACAUGUGUCAGAGAGUUACAGGAAGAUCCUGACCUCUAUAGGUGAGUCGCGGUACUAUACGUCGGACCCCCGCGAAGCAUGUCUCUUCGUGUUGGGGAUUGAUACCCUGGACAGAGACCAGCUGUCGGGGCAGUUCGUACCCAAUGUGGACGAGCGCAUUCGUGGUUACCCACUGUGGAACGAAGGGCGGAACCACCUGAUCUUCAACCUCUACUCGGGCACCUGGCCCAACUACACAGAGGACUUGGGCUUUAAUAUUGGCCAGGCCAUCUUGGCUAAAGCCAGCCUCAACACAGAACACUUCAGGCCAGGUUUUGAUGUCUCCAUCCCUCUGUUCUCUAAGGACCACCCCCAGAAGGGUGGAGAACGGGGCUGGCUCGUGAGAAACACCAUCCCCCCACGUAGGAAGUACCUGCUGAUGUUCAAAGGGAAGCGUUACCUCACGGGCAUCGGCUCGGACACACGCAACGCGCUCCACCACAUCCACAACGGGAAGGACAUUGUGUCACUGACAACAUGUCGCCACGGAAAGGACUGGGAGAAGCACAAAGAUGCCCGCUGUGACCAUGACAACAUGGAGUACGAGAGGUUCGACUACCAGGAGCUUCUCCACAACUCCACCUUCUGCCUUGUGCCUCGAGGUCGACGCCUUGGCUCCUUCCGCUUCCUGGAGUCCCUGCAGGCGGCAUGUAUCCCCGUGUUGCUGAGUAACGGUUGGGAGCUGCCCUUCUCAGAUGUCAUACAGUGGAACCAGGCAGUCAUUGAGGGGGAUGAGAGACUACUACUACAGGUGCCGUCCACAGUGAGGGCGAUAGGCAAUGAGAGGGUCCUGGCUCUCAGACAGAGGACACAGAUGCUAUGGGAGGCCUACUUCUCCUCAGUGGACAAGAUAGUCCUCACCACACUGGAGAUCAUAAAGGACCGUGUGUUCGCUCACAUUUCGAGGAACAAGUUCAUGUGGAACUCGCUGCCAGGAGGCCUGCUGGUUCUGCCGGAGUACUCCACACACCUGGCACAUUUCCCCUUCUACUACCUGGGGCUAGGGGUCAGUCCAGGUCAGGAGUUCACAGCCAUCAUCCACGCUGUAUCCCCUUUGGUCUCCCAGUCUCAGCCCAUCAUGAAGCUGCUCCAGGUUGUUUCCAAGUCCAAGUAUUGCUCACAGAUUAUCAUUCUGUGGAACAGCGAGAAACCGCCCCCCCAUAGGAGUAAAUGGCCCCCCAUGCCUGUCCCCCUCACUGUGACAGACGGCAGGAGGAAGACCACCAGUCGGUUUUUACCUCAUGUUGCCAUAGAGACAGAGGCGGUGCUGAGUCUGGAUGAAGAUACAGUCCUGCUGGCCAGUGAGGUGAACUUUGCCUUCUUAGUGUGGCGCAGUUUUCCUGAGCGUAUUGUGGGCUACCCUCCCAGGAGCCACUUCUGGGAUCCCCUGAAGCAUGCCUGGGGCUAUACAUCUAAAUGGACUAACGACUACUCCAUUGUCCUGACAGGUGCUGCGUUCUAUCACAGGUACUACCACUACCUGUUUUCCCACUACUUGCCCCCCUCUCUGCGGGCUCUGGUGGAUCACACCUCUAACUGUGAGGACAUCCUGAUGAACUUCCUGGUCUCCUCAGUAACCCACCUGCCGCCAAUCAAAGUGGCUCAGCGGAAGCAGUACAAGGAGCUGCCCAACCCACAGGGGACAAAGAGUGCCCCCUGGGCCAACCCGGAGCAUUUCAAUCAGCGGCAGGAAUGUGUCAACACUUUCGCCAACUGGUUUGGCUACAUGCCCUUGGUCCACUCCCAGUUCCGCCUGGAUCCCGUGCUCUUCAAGGACCAGGUGUCAGUCCUCCGCAAGAAGUACAAAGACCUGGAGCGAGCAUGAAGCUGACAGCCAAGUAGAAAGACAGGUUGGGGACUGUGGGGAUCUUGUGCAGGGGUCUUUUGGGCAGACGGACAAAUGGACAGAAUAACUGAUGACAGGAAAUCCAUGACAGUCGGGCUGUCUGCCAUAUGGACAGGGCAGGCAGGCUGGCUACAAGGACAUAAUAAAUGGCACGAAGGGAAAAAUGUGGGCUUGAUCUAUUUGCAAUAUGGACAAAGUACAAUCAACAGGCAGACCCUGGUGGACUGUUCUGUGGAAAUAAAGCAAAUGGGAGAAAGGUUGCUAGGAGCUGCACAAGGAUCUCCCACCUCCAUGUGUCUGACAAGACAAACCAUUGGAGGAAACAUAAGGGGCCUUACAAGAGGCCUUUUGAAUGCAUCUCCCAACAAGAAUAGACAAUCUCAGUAGGGGGGGUGGGGUGGCAGGGAAUGGGAACACCUCUGAUAUCAGUCCUGUUACCAUGACAAUGUAAAGAGAACUGCGCUCUCAUGUCAGAGGCACCCUAAAGACAUGUUGGUGUCAUGCACUUUGGCUGUCGCGUGCCCCAUUAUGUAUGUGGAGGUGGUUGCCAAGGAAACUGGUCAUUUCACAUCAAAAUGUUAACUGUUAAACCAAUAAAG